CUCUCUCCUGGAAAAACUUUGGGUUCUUGUUUCCUUGUAACAAAGAUGAUUCUCCAUACACUGCCUUGCUUAUCGCUUCUAUAGGCUCAUUUGUGUCUAAUAUGAGAAACUCCUCUGGUAUAUCGAUUAGAGCCUCACCAUCAUUAGGCUCAGAUAGUUUACCAUCUCCAACAUCUAAUAUCCAUUCAGAAAAAUCCUUAAUAUCAGUAGCUUCUUAAGGAGUUAGACCAACAGACAACAAUCGCAUAUUCCUUUGUCAAUUUGAAAACUUUGCAAUGCUCCCAAAGAUACGACGAAUUCAAAGAAGCCAAAACUAUAUCAGCCCGACUGCCACAAGAGGUACAUGAAGUUAGGUGCCUGACAGGUUCCAAGAAUGAAGCACUUUAACUCGAAUUUGCCAAUUGUGCCUGACAGGUUUCACACCAUCGAUUAGAACUUUUGUGCUUGGUUUAGACAUUUUUUUUUGGGAACUUUUUGUGGAUGUCGAAUGCUGAAUAAGAAGAGUCAUAUUUAUGGAGACAUUUAAGUGGGAGGUAAAGAAUAUUCCCUAACCUAUUAGGUUAGUUAUAAUAAAUACAAAAUCUCUAGAUUUUAUUCUAACAAACUUGGAGAAGGGGGUUUUCCAUAUCCGAGAUUUUAGGCAUAUAUGCACAACUUGGGGAAGGGGUUUUGUUAUAAACGUUUUUUAUAAAGUAUAAACUGAUGUUUAUGUUAUUGAAAUAAGAAUAUACGGUUGAAAUCAAAUCUUCUGUUUCAAAUUCGGUUUCAAAUGGAAAUAUACUCGGGUUUUGUUAUAAAAGUUUUUUGUUAGGCAUUUUUAAGUUUUGUUACUUCAUACGACCAUAUGAGUAUUUUAAAAUAUAAUUCAUACGACCAUAUGAGUUUUGUAACAUAUGAAGUUUUGUAGCAUAAUAAGUAUUUUAAAAUAUAAUGACUAAUCAAUGCCAAAACGUGAUAUAUGGACCAGUGUAAAGAGCGGGUUUUUUAUAUAGUGUAACUUUGAUAUAAUAUAAGUAUAUAAUAUAAGUAUGACAAUGUGAGAGUGUAAAGUUAAGAAUUUUUAUAUAGCGUAACUUUGAUAUAUAUGUAUGUUAACGUUUCACAUUAGAGGGAGGGGUUUUUAACAGAUGUAUAUUUUUAUGGUGGAGUAUGAUACGGUGGAUAUAAAUAUAUAUUAGAUGAUGGAGUUAAAUGGACUAUAUUGAACCGAUAAAGGAAAUAUUAAAAUGUAUGGUUAGACUAAGAAUAAUAAUGUGAUGUCCAACUUAAAAAUCCACCUAGAAAAAGUUGUAAUGUUUCUAUUUUAAUAAGAUAGAUUUCCGGAGUAAUAUGGAAUCAAGGGAAAAAAGAUUUGGCAGCUCUAAAUACCUUACAAUUUACGAUGUAUCUACGAGUAAUUAUUCUUUUUUUGAAAAGGAAAUGAAUCGGCACUAUUAUAUUUUAAGUGUUUCAGAAAAAAAAGAAGAGAAUUGAGGAAAUGAAUCUGAAUAUACCAUUUGCCAGAAAUAUUUAAUCCAUGCAUAAGGUAAGUCGAAAACAAAAUAUACGAAUGUGUUUUGCUAUGCCCAUCUUACACUAUAUAUCUCACAUAUCUCACAAGUCGCAAUAUAUCAUUACGAAUGGGUUUUGCUAGAGCAGCUUGCAUGACAAUCCUCUUUCUUUUGAUAAUAUUCUUUCUUUCGCCGUCUUCGGCCGUGGACAUUCCCGUCGUAUCCCACAGUGGUCGCCGGAGCAACGUCGAGGUUGGGUUCAUCUUCCAAACGUGGUUGUCCACUCACGGGAAGAGUUAUGUCAAUGCUCUCGGAGAGAGGCAACGGCGUUUUGAGAUCUUUAAGGACAAUCUUCGUUUUGUCGACCAACACAACGCCAAGAACCUCAGUUACCAGCUCGGUUUGACUCGGUUUGCUGACCUAACCGUUGAAGAGUACCGAGAUCUUUCGUCUGGACGCCAUGAUAAUGAACCGAUACAAAGGGCUCGCAGAGUCAGUCAUAGGUACGUGUCACUUCCCGGAGAUCAGCUCCCAGAGUCCGUUGACUGGAGAAAAGAAGGUGCCGUGACGGCGGUUAAAGACCAAGGCUCUUGCAGUAGCUGCUGGGCAUUCUCCUCAGUAGCAGCUGUGGAGGGAAUAAACAAGAUCGUGACAGGAGAGUUAAUCUCACUCUCCGAGCAACAAUUGGUUGAUUGCAACACCGGUAAUUACGGUUGUGAUGGAAGAGGCUAUAUGGACAUAUCUUUUAAGUUCCUUAUCAAUAACAAUAUUGGUCUUGUUUCCCAAAUUGAUUAUCCAUACAAGGCCGUUCAAGGCAACUGUAACCACAACGAGAAGAGUGCAAACAAGGUCGUUAAAAUUGACGGCUACGAGGAUUUGCCAGUGAAUGAUGAGAUGUCUUUAAAGAAAGCCGUUGCUCACCAACCCGUGAGUGUUGGCAUUGACAAAAAAUCCCGAGAAUUCAUGCUCUAUAAAUCGGGUGUAUAUAAUGGACCUUGCGGGACACAGCUUGACCAUGCGGUUGUUAUCGUGGGGUACGGUAGUGAGAACGGUCAAGACUAUUGGAUCGUGAAGAACUCAUGGGGAACGAUAUGGGGAGAAGCUGGCUUCGGUAAGAUGGCUCGUAACAUUCAAGAUCCAGCAGGUAUAUGUGGAAUCACGCUGGUUGCUUCAUAUCCUAUCAAGAAGUAGACUUCGAAUGCAUGAGGGCAAGAAUCUAUAAUGGCACUUCUAAAGGGAACUGUAAUGAGUGUCUGGACUCUGUAGGUUUUUUAGCCAUGUGUUCUUCUACAGAUUAUGUUUUAAUUCGGCUACAAAGAUUUUAAAUAAUGUUUCAAACGUCAUGUUUUUAACCCAUUUUUCGAAGAUGAAAAGUGAGUGUGAGAAUGCACUAGACAUGUUAAUCCGGAGUCCAAAUCUGCUCAGAACUAUUAAUUAUUGGACUUCAGCUUAGUUACAUAAACCCAAAAAUAAGGGCGAAAUCCAUUUGGAUUAUUGAUGUUUUGGGAUUAAGCAUCUUUGGUUUAUGGUUUCAAAAACUCACAGUUCUACAUUUUAGGUUAGAUAAUAUCAUCAUUUGUGAUUAGAGCUAUUCUUAGUAUUGACAUAUUGUUUCAAUACUCUUUAUCCAAACACUAACAAAACAAAUAUGGAAGAUGUGAUUCUACUUUUCUUUUAUCAUUACAAAAGACAUUUCAAAAUCGAUAAAUAUUCUUUCGUCAUGUAGAAUAUGUUUUUUGCCAAAAAAUCAGUGUAAGACUUUUAAAUGUGUCUGACAUAACUUUUAUUCUACAUAUUUAGUUUUAAUUUACAACAUUUAAUUAUUUAAAUAUUAUUAAAUUUGACUUAAUUAUAAUAUGAUUUCAAAGUGUAUUUGAAAGACGAUAUAUUGGAACUCAUUGUUUAUAAAAAUUUAGAUGUUUCAGAAUCAGAGAAGUGUUAGACACAACUAUAGUAAAUUAUCUCGAAAAGUCUAAAAAACCUGAAAACCCUAUAGUCCUAAUAAGACAGGACCGAAUUUAAAAAUAUAUGUGUAAAAUAUUUUUAGAACGGACCAGACCUGAUUCAAUAUUCCUAUGAUUUGCAUGUUGUAGACAGGCCGAGCUAGCUGACCAGCUCAAUUGACAUCUCUAUAACGCACACAAUUUGUUUAUGGAAAAUUUAUUGUAGGGCUGGACAUAUUUUUCGUAAAUUUUGAUUUGAUCCAUUAUUUGUUUUGAUAUGAUAAUAAAUGGAUGUUCGUAAAUUUUUAAAGCAAACUAAAUACUAAAAAUUAAUAUCUUAGUCUGAGAAAUGUUUUAAAUCAAGAAAGAAAAUAAGAUCUUUAUAGUUGUACCCAAUUUCUAGAUUUAUUUGUUUUAAACAAAAAAUGUGAAAUACUCGUAAGCAUUCACAAAUAUCUACUAAUAUCUAUUAAUUCUUCAGAUAUCCUUAUUUUUGAAAUAUCAAAAAUCAGAAAAUUAGAUAUUUGUUUUUGUUUGAUCAACAGUUUGAUAUUCAUAUAAUCUGGAAGAAACCACAAAUACUGAAAUUUUGCUAGUUUUCAAUCUGUGCACACACCUAAAAUAUUGUAGUCUUUUAUGCUACUAUGAGUUUGAUUUGUGUUGGAGUUGAAUUUUGGUUAGGUUAUAUAUCGCAGUUGUGAACCUUCUUUUUCAUUUUCAGAUGUGAACCUUUCUUUGCAAGAAACUGAUAUUAUUUUAUUUGACUUGUGUUGUGUCUUAGCCAAAUUAAAGUCUCUACUUGUCAUUCCCAAACAUUUUGUCUAUGUUCUCUAAGUGUAAUAACCUUAUUAAGUUUGUCGUUAUAUUUUGUUUCACAUGAAAAAGAAAUAUCAAAUGAGAGGAGAGUUUUCGGUGUCCAAAUAGUCAACUAGUAAGGGUAAUACCUUCUUGACAUCGACAUCAACGCAAAUCCGAACUUAAAUCAUUCAUUUGUAAAAAAAGUUUGAAUCUCUUGCAUGAGUAGAUUAAUCAAGUGGUGAUACCUGAUUACCAACCACACGGAUAACUGAUGUUUGUUAUUGAUGUGUAUCUCGAACUGAAUCUCAAAUGGAUCUUGAAUGUUUGCUCGACGAACCUUGAACCCAAUUUCACUCAAAACAUUCUUUUAAAUUUCCAAUAUGAAAUUUUGACUCGUUCAGUCUAGAUGAUGUUACGGGGGAUAAUUUAGAGAAAACGAUACGUAUCUUUCAAACUAAAUAUGUUGGACUAGGACUAUUACAGUUCAGUUAUAAAAGUAAAGUCUGAAAUUUGUGAAUCUUAAAUAUAAUAUAUCUAAAUAUUACUAUAAUCUGAAUCAAUUAAUUGUUGUCAGAAUAUGAUUUCUAUAGUAUUCUUCUGUUUGAGUUCUUAUGAAUUUUAAGGAUUUUACUGGUCAAUAACAGUUAGGCUAUAAAAUAUUCAUCUUACUCCUAAGUUAUCCCUAACACUAGUAGACUUUAACAGCCUACGAGUAAAAUCCUUACUUAGGUCAAUAAAUUUCAAUUUCAAAACCAAUUGGUAAUGGAAUUGACUCAUAUCCAGGGUUGCAUCUAGACAUAUAUUUUGGAAUAUUCCCUAAAACACAUGAUUUGGCCCGAAUGAAUUAUAUAGACAGAUUGGUUGACUAAUAUAAACAAGAUAACGCUAGACUCGCUUGGUUGGUUGUGGUACUACAUUGUUUACGACCAAAACU
Molecule: messenger RNA, 5165 nt
Organism: Brassica napus (rape)
Lineage: Eukaryota; Viridiplantae; Streptophyta; Magnoliopsida; Brassicales; Brassicaceae
Product: probable cysteine protease RDL6
Exons: 4
Coding region: 1620-2681 (353 amino acids)
Cellular component (GO): lysosome
Molecular function (GO): cysteine-type endopeptidase activity
Source: RefSeq, a predicted model, not a curated record